AUGGCGGCCGACAGCCUUCACUAUCCAGCUCCCAAGGCCUUGGCUGUGCUGGGGGCCAGGCCUGGAGAGAGAGCCACGGAGCCGAGGGCCUCUGGGGCCAGCCCGAGUCACAGGGCCCCACCUUCACCGGCUGUGGAGCCACUGGCCAAAGAGCUAAUGUUCACCUCGCGCCAGCCCCUGGAGCCGCAGCAGGAGCAGGGCUGCGCCCUGCCCAGCGACUCCCAGCGGAGAAAGCGCAAGACGUGGGGAUCAGAGUACUUGCUCCGUGUUGGACCCGGGGACGUGGCCCAAGCCCGUUUCCUCACCUGUAAAAUGGGUGCUCGUGGACCUUUGGUGCCCCCCGACCAGCUGAGGACGAGCCCCCAGCCUCAGCAGCCGGGGAGGCCCCAGAACGGAGGGACCACCCAGGCGCUGAGGCCAAGCAGACCGAGGGGAGAGUCUCGUCACUGUCAGCAGGGCCGGGACCAGCAACAGGCGUGGGCCCUUGGGCCCCAGGUUGUGGUCAUUCCCUACAUCUACGUCCUGGGCACCGUCCCCUCUUCUUUGGAAAAGGUCACUUCCGGGUUCUCAGUCCCUGUGGCUCAGGCCGACGAGCAGCCCGAACCUCGGACGCGGCGCCGGGCCUAUCUGUGGUGCAAGGAGUUCCUGCCCGGCGCCUGGCGGGGCCUUCGCGAGGACCAGUUCCACAUCAGUGUCAUCAGAGGUGGCCUCAGUAACAUGCUGUUCCAGUGCUCCUUACCCGACACCGUGGCCUCUGUUGGUGACGAGCCCCGGAAGGUGCUCCUGCGGCUGUACGGGGCCAUUUUAAAGAUGAGGCCCUGUAAUAAAGAGGGAUCCGAACAAGCUCAGAAAGAAAAUGAAUUUCAAGGCGCCGAGGCCAUGGUCCUGGAGAGCGUCAUGUUCGCCAUUCUCGCCGAGAGGUCGCUCGGGCCCAAGCUGUACGGCAUCUUCCCCCAGGGCCGCCUGGAGCAGUUUAUCCCGAGCCGGCGAUUAGACACUGAAGAAUUAAGUUUGCCAGAUAUUUCUGCAGAAAUAGCUGAGAAAAUGGCCACAUUUCAUGGUAUGAAAAUGCCAUUCAAUAAGGAACCAAAAUGGCUUUUUGGAACAAUGGAAAAGUAUCUGAAUCAAGUGCUGAGGGUCAAGUUUGCCGGGGAGCCCCGAGUGAAACAGCUGCACAGACUCCUCCGCUACAACCUGCCUUCGGAGCUGGAGAGCCUGAGGUCACUGCUGGAAGCCACCCCUUCUCCGGUUGUGUUUUGUCAUAACGACUGUCAGGAAGGUAACAUUUUGAUGCUGGAAGGCAGAGAGAACUCUGACAGGCAGAAACUGAUGCUCAUCGACUUUGAGUACAGCAGUUACAAUUACAGGGGAUUCGACAUUGGGAAUCAUUUCUGUGAGUGGAUGUAUGACUAUAGCUAUGAGAAGUACCCUUUCUUCAGAGCCAGCAUCCUGAAGUACCCCACCAAGAAACAGCAGCUCCACUUUAUUUCCAAUUACUUGGCUGCUUUCCAAAAUGAAUUUGAAAACCUCAGUAAUGAAGAAAAGUGCGCUAUAGAGGAAGAAAUGUUGCUUGAAGUCAAUAGGUUCGCCCUCGCGUCCCAUUUCUUCUGGGGACUCUGGUCCAUCGUGCAGGCCAAGAUCUCAUCCAUUGAAUUCGGGUACAUGGACUAUGCCCAGGCGAGGUUCGAUGCCUAUUUUGACCAGAAGAGGAGGCUUGGGGUGUGAGCGUGGGAGGCGCCGCCCGCUUCAUCCCUGGACCCCGCGGGGGCGGCCGGGCCGGAGGGGCCCUCGGAGCUCCGACUGCCGGACCUGCGGCAUGAAGGCUCGGACGUCUCGCUGCCCAGCGCAGAUGUGUAUGAUACGAAAGACUGUAUUAAAAUUGAGUAGCCUUUAUUUCCUAUCUUGUUUGCAGUUUCGCUAGGACUCUGCGAUGACAUCGGGAGGCAGGGACGUAGUACGAUGGUGCGAUAGUGCGGUGUCUGAGAGCGCCUUCCGCCUAGAGCAGGCGGCUCACGUUCGGGGCUGGAGGUUUCCGGCGGAUACGGCAGGGGUAAACCGUGUCUCUGCGGGCACUUUUCUUGGUUAAUGUUGAUUUUUUCAAGGAAGUGAGUUAACGUGCUGGUGAACCCGGCGGCCGGGCUCCCUGGGUAACCGUGUGUGUAGACGAGGCUCGCUCCCACAGGUGGCGCAUGAGCCAGGACCGACUGUGACGUUGCCCUGCGGCCACGAGUCUCCGAAGCUGCUCCUUUGCCUUCCGGUCCACGUGGCAGCUGCACCCCCAGACCGUAGACGGCGCGGGAGGGGGGUGAGCUGUUGUCUCCGGCCCGUAAACUAGGCCGCUGGGACCUGUCACGCCGGCGCAUCGCCCACUAAGCAGACGUGUCCCCCGCCCUGUCCUCCGUAACUGAAUGUGCUUCGGCCUCGGGCAAGUGGGCGGCCGUGGCCACAGGGGCUAGCCGAGGCGCGGUGGGGACCUGGGGACACAGGCGCCCCCCGCCUGCCCGCCCCAGGGGAAGCAGCGUGAGCCCUGCCGUCUGCAGCCUGUUCUCUUCCUCCUCCGCUCGGCUGAGAUCUGGGGAGCCUGGGACCCGGCUGGCUGCCCUGGCAUCGUCCUGCCCCGGGGCUCCCUCUGCUGGGGGCCAUGGGGUGCCGGAUGGGGAGAGGGAGGCCUGGCUUUGGCCCCCAGCCAGGUCCCCCCUGCCCUCACUGGUCCCCGCGUCCCUGACAGGGUCACUCUAGCGGGAAAGCGCAGCCAGUGUGUGGAACGUGGGGGCGUGGAUGCGGUCAGCCGGGAACCCAUCUCUAGUAAACGUCCUUUGGGAUGAAAUUUUUUUUUACUCUGAACUCUUACUGGAAUUGUUUUUUGUGCAUACAUUUCUGCUACCAGAGAUUGUAUUACACAAACAAUAAAAACAUACAAACCGAC
Suricata suricatta (meerkat) is the source of this 2926-nucleotide messenger RNA. RefSeq names its product choline kinase alpha (gene CHKA). Bases 1 to 1725 code for a protein of 574 amino acids. Gene Ontology annotation, biological process: CDP-choline pathway; phosphatidylethanolamine biosynthetic process. The transcript is spliced from 18 exons. The record is from RefSeq and is a predicted model, not a curated record. Gene Ontology annotation, molecular function: choline kinase activity; ethanolamine kinase activity. NCBI's taxonomy places the organism in Eukaryota, Metazoa, Chordata, Mammalia, Carnivora, Herpestidae. Gene Ontology annotation, cellular component: cytoplasm.